This is a messenger RNA of Meyerozyma guilliermondii ATCC 6260, 723 nucleotides long. RefSeq lists its product as uncharacterized. Lineage: Eukaryota; Fungi; Ascomycota; Pichiomycetes; Serinales; Debaryomycetaceae. The transcript has a single exon. The record is from RefSeq and is a predicted model, not a curated record. The coding region runs from base 1 to 723 and encodes 240 amino acids.
AUGGAUGCAAAAGGGUACUUACAGUCUUAUGGCUGGCAAGAAGGGCAGGCAUUGCAGGAAGGAGGUCUUCAGAAGCCCAUUUUGGUGAAACACAAAAAAGAUACCAAAGGUUUGGGUCAUGGGACAAACGACGGAGAUUUGUGGUGGGAACGAUUAUUUGAUGGUCAAUUAAAGAGCUUGGAUGUGACGAGUUCGGGAGGAAAUGUCGUUUUUGACCAGAAUAAAGCGAAUGUAGAGGCCUCUGUGAGAAAGAGCAACAGUCCGUUGUACCGAAUGUUUGUAAAGGGCCAAGGACUCGAAGGAACAGUAGGCAGAAAGGCGGAGAUCGAAAGAAAGAGAAAGCGAGAGUUUAGCGAUGAGCAGGCGUUGGAAGACAUGGAGAGGAUGGUGAGGCGAUGUGGGGAGAAGAAGGAGAGGAAAGGAAAGGAGAAGAAGAAAAAGAAGGAGAAAAAAGAGAAGAAAGAGAAGAAAGAGAAGAAAGAGAAGAAAGACAACAAAACAGUGAAAGAAAAAGAGAGGAAAGACAAGAAAGACAGGAAAAAGAAAGACAUAAAAGUGAAGAAAGACAGGAAAAAGAAGAAAGAGACGAAAAAGAAGAAAGAGACGAAAGAGAAGAAAGAGACGAAAGAGAAGAAAGAGACGAAAGAGAAGAAAGAGACAAAAGAGAAGAAAGAGAAAGACAUAAAAGUAAAGAAAGUCAAAGUGAAGAAACAAAAAACUUGA